ACGUAAUUGAGAAAUAAACCCAAAAUGUGCAUAUGCUUUAAAACAAUACCACAUAUCAUUUUAUAAAUCUUUAAUGGCAAAUUUUCUACAAUCAACAUCAUUUUAGUGAAUGAUUUUCUAAAAACCGUGUUGCACGUGCCAAAUAUUUUGUAGUCCGCUAAAAACAAAGUCAUAAGUACCAGCCAGUUGAUUGAAAAAUUUAUUGCUGUUCCACGAUUUCUGUUUUUUACCAAGAUUUUCAUCAAAAGUUAGGGUAAUUUGUCGAAAGGAUGGGACGUUAUGCACGCAAGAAAAUGCAUAAAGGCAACAAAGUGCUCAGAAAAUUCAAAACCAAACACAAAACGAAAGAUGUAGAUGAGAUCCACGAAGAUCUGAAGCCAACAAAGCGUGCCAAGUUAGUCAGUCAAGAAGUUGAUUUAGAUGUGCCUGGUGGAGCACAACAUUACUGCAUAACUUGCUCAAAACACUGUGUGAGUGAAACAGCAUUAAAAGAUCACUUCAAGUCAAAGCCACAUAAAAGAAGGUUAAAGAAACUUGAAACAGAGCCAUAUACACAAGCAGAGGCGGACAGAGCUGCCGGGAUGGGGUCAUAUGUUGCACCGAAAAAAGUCAAAGUGGAUGGUCAAGAAGUGGAACAGAAAAUGGAUCAAUCUGAUGAAGAAACAUGAUCUUUGAGGAAGAAAUAUAUACAGUGGAACCUCUCUUAGUGGACACCUCUCUGUUAAGGACAACCUCUCUAUUAAGGACAAUAGUUUUAGUCCCAAAUUGGUUGUUUCCAUUCAAUUUGACCGCUCUAUUAAGGACAGCACUUGUCAGUCCCGAGGGUGUCCUCAAUAGAGAGGUUCUGCUGUAUUCCAAUAAUUGUUGAUGUAAAUACUGCAUUUAUUUCAAAAAGUAAAUAAACGAUUU
Lineus longissimus is the source of this 909-nucleotide messenger RNA. Its product is annotated as zinc finger protein 593-like. The transcript is spliced from 3 exons. The record is from RefSeq and is a predicted model, not a curated record. Bases 270 to 668 code for a protein of 132 amino acids. NCBI's taxonomy places the organism in Eukaryota, Metazoa, Nemertea, Pilidiophora, Heteronemertea, Lineidae. Gene Ontology annotation, molecular function: nucleic acid binding; zinc ion binding.